Molecule: messenger RNA, 2871 nt
Organism: Fukomys damarensis (Damara mole-rat)
Lineage: Eukaryota; Metazoa; Chordata; Mammalia; Rodentia; Bathyergidae
Gene: Eif4e3
Product: eukaryotic translation initiation factor 4E family member 3
Exons: 8
Coding region: 656-1012 (118 amino acids)
Biological process (GO): translational initiation
Cellular component (GO): eukaryotic translation initiation factor 4F complex
Molecular function (GO): translation initiation factor activity; RNA 7-methylguanosine cap binding
Source: RefSeq, a predicted model, not a curated record
GUGUUUUAACCCUAGAAGCAUUAAUUAUUCAGAUAUUUAUUGAGUGUGCACUGCAUGAACAUUACUUUCUAAUAGUUUCUGAGGCCUACAAAGGUGCUCUCCUACCUCGGAGGAGCUGAGGCUACCUGGUCGAGGGAAGUCUGGUCUAGGUGGUCAUUCUGUAGCAUGACUCAUCCUCCUAAUACUUUCCAAAUAAAUUUCUAUUUCUACAUCAGGGCAUCUCACGACACACUGUGACAUCAGGAAAAAUGGUGCUUUGCAUACUUGCUCCAGUGGACGGAUCUCAAGCUGUCUGGGGACCAGGGUUCUCAAGGACAUGGUGCUGGAACCUAGAUCUUUCAGAGAUCAAAUCAGGACAGUCCUAGGGGCUGUGGGGUCACCUUCUCUUCCUCUUUCCUGCUACCCCAAGUCAUCCGCAUUGUGUAUUAUGCAGUGGGAAAGCGCCUUGGCCUGGACCUCAAGCUACCCACGUUCUAAUCCUGCCUCUGUCAUGUCCUAGAGCUGUGGCCUCAGAUCUCUCCCUGGUGCCACAGCGGCUGAGUGUGCCUCAAAUCUGAAGAAAAUCUACACAGUGCAAACAGUGCAGAUAUUCUGGAGUGUGUACAAUAAUAUCCCUCCUGUGACUAGCCUGCCCUUGAGAUGUAGUUACCAUUUAAUGAGAGGAGAGAGGCGACCACUGUGGGAAGAGGAGAGUAAUGCAAAAGGUGGCGUCUGGAAGAUGAAAGUGCCCAAGGACAGCACGUCCACAGUUUGGAAAGAGCUGUUGUUAGCAACUAUCGGGGAGCAGUUCACAGACUGCGCCGCAGCAGAUGACGAAGUAAUAGGAGUCAGCACCAGUGUUCGCGACCGUGAGGAUGUCAUCCAAGUCUGGAAUGUAAAUGCCUCGUUAGUGGGCGAAGCCACUGUUUUAGAAAAAAUCUAUGAACUUCUGCCUCACAUAUCUUUUAAAGCUGUAUUUUAUAAACCCCAUGAAGAGCAUCAUGCUUUUGAAGGUGGACGUGGAAAACACUAAUUGCACUCUGUAAAGAAUUCUUUGUCCUUUGCUGAUUGGUUUUGGAAACGGUCUUAACAGGAGGGAGAGUGAAGAGAAGACUUGCCGAAGCCCGGUGCUGGUCCAUUUAGAGUGGGUUUCUGUGCUUGCAGAUUGGGCAAUUAGGACUCAAAGUGGCAGGUGGGGGGGAUGAUUAUGUGGGUUUCUACCGUCAUAUUACUUGCUUUUUAAAAAUAUAUAUUUUUUAGAUUUCUAAAUUCUCUGUUCUAUUCACUCAGAUUUUUUCCCUUUAAAAUUCCAUAUUCAGGCUAAUUACUGUUUUCUACACUCCCCUUUCACUGAAGCACAAGAACUUGGUUUCCCUUUCAGUAGCUCUGUUGUACCUACUUAAUGAGAAUAUAUGCAUAAUCAUAACAAUCCAGCUUUUGAAACCACAUUGUACCAGGAGGAACACUAGCUUGGUGAAACAUGUCUUCUGGUUAUUUGUUGUGACAUAUUCCUAUGUGCUGUGAGCUGGGCAUUGUUUUUGUUUUUUGUUUUUGUUUUUGUUUUGUCCCAGAGGAAAGAAAAACAAUAUUUAACCUGAUUUUGCAUUGACAAGGUAAUACCUUUUAUUUUCCUUUACAAACUGAUUUUUAGUGAUAUAAGGAAAAUAAUAUUUGGUUUGGCUAACAGAAAAACUAUAAACACAGUUUAGAAUCGGGAUCAAACUCUAGGUUUUUGGAUCCUCUGUGGAAGUAUUUCUUACCAAGUAUAGAUUUGGCCUUUUUCAGCGGAAGUCUUAAGAGUAAUAAAUAGCAAGGGAUUUCUCUAAUAGAAAACUUGGUAUUUCUGAUUUCAAGUUUCCAAAGUUUAGAUAUGCUUACCCUUGCCCACUUAGAACUUCCCAAAUCGAUUCUAACACACUGGGUUAAGUAAUCCCUCCUUCCUGCUCAUUUUAUGUCAUUUCUCAUAAUCAAUGGCCCCUCCAGCCUGGACAGCUUUUCCUUCCAUUUCAUGUAGGAGCAGGAAGUAAAAUGUCAUUUCCAGGAUACAUGUAAGCAUUCGCAAGAACUCGGAAUACCUCCUGUCCUUAUUAAUUGUUGGAACUCUUCAUAUACAUAGUGUUAUACUACCAAAGAAGUACUGGUUUUAGUAGAUGGAAAUGGCCACCGUCUGGAACACUGAGAUCGCUCAGAAUACACCAUGUCCCUCCCUUGAUUUUGCCAAGCUUCUGGGAACUUUUACCUGAGGAAGGGCAGAGCUAUUGGAGGUGCCUUCUCCUGCUGACUUAUUUUAGGAGUCACUUGGAUUUGUGUGCACUUAACACAUUUCUCAAGAGUGAUGCCUUUAGGAUGUCACUGCACCCAGGGUUUUUAAUACUUCUUGCAGUGUUGACCGGUAGAGCGAAGUGGAACUGCUCCGAACCGCCUAUAUAUGUUUGUAAAGAGAGUUCUCCUUUCAAACAUUGUAAAUGACUCCCAACAAUAUAUAUUUAUAAGAGUUGUGCCCUUCCUUUGGUUUAUUAACCAUACCAACCAUAAUAAUAAUCAACCAUAGUUUUUAAAAUUGCUUUUUUCUAAACUUGAGUUUUUUCAGCAAUUUCAAAAUGAGGUCUAAGGAUACAGGAUUCCUUUAGCAAAAGCCUGGGACUUGUUUUUCUAAACAGUGUAUAUUUCUUUAAACAUUCUACUUGUUUUUAAAUUUUUCCUCAAGGAUUUAAAACAAUUAUUCUGGACAUGAAUUGAAAAUUCUUUUUGUAACAUAAAUAUUUUUCUGGUAGAUUAGAAAAAAGAUAUAAUUGAUUUAAUAAUUGUCAUAUAUUUCCACAAGUAGAUGAAUUUUGAAGAAUUUUUAUUUUUGAAUAUUAAAGCAUUUGUGAUGACGUGUUCAACUUUUGC